CGGCCCGGUUCCGGCUAGAACGCAACGUGAAUAUUGGAGGCACUAGACUUUGACUUUGAACAGAAUCAACUGUUUAACUCUCGUAUGUCUACGUUCGACAUCUUUCGGAUUGGCGUCUGAUUAGAAGCUACAAUGCCGUACUCAGUAUCGCUUUGUUCAUUCGGACAGCAUACUCCUAAGAUCCAACUCGUUGCGGAUACGUUUGACGAGAAUGCCGCCAUCGAUACAGUCUCGCAAUGUCCAACAACUUGCCGGGCUUUGGAGGAAGCAUUGGAAGAUUUUCUGGACAAGGACGAAUCCGCUUCCCCCUGCCUCCGGUACGUCGCCCGCAAAGAUGCAGGGUGGCUGUCCUGUCGCAAACCGUAUCAUCGCCCCCACUCAAGUGUUCUAGGAAUUCUAGAAGAAUUGGAAGAUCCUACAGCUGACGUAACGAUUCGAUUGAAUUGUUACCGCGGACGAGAAAGCAUAGUGGCCUCUCACGAUUGCGAUUGUCCGGAACCUCACAAUAGUUGGGAACGCACGGAACUGCAUCUACCGGAAUCGACGGUCGAAUCCAAACGGACGCAAAUGAGCCUGGACUGGAUUGACAUUCGCGAUGUUACGAACAGUGCACAAUUCCUGUCAACGCCCUCUAGCUGUGUGCAUUUUUUGAGGUCGCUUUUGGGUUGUGAUCAUCGAGCGUCACCGUGGAUGGCGAGAAGAGGGCGGAAGCGCAAAGAAGACGCUGUCGGAACAGUCAUGUUAGUGUGUCGCAGCGAGCCCCCUAGAGUAUUGAUUGACUUCCGUGUGACUGAUGCCUGUCCCUCAUGGUAUCUGCAUGGAAUGGGGCGAAUCAAUCUACCUAUUCGCCAAUCUGUAUGGUGCAAACGUACUACAAACAAAGCUGAAAUGGCGACACUUUUGAUAUAUCGCGUAUUGCCCCCUCGCGAUCAGAUGAGCGUACUGCAUCCAAUAACCGGUGUUCCAGCUACGGUAGGCUGUUUAUGGGAAAUUGCAACUAUGCAUCCAGCGACAACAGACGAAAUGGUUCCUCCGGAGCCCUUUCGGGAAAUUCGUAUGGUUUCGCCACCAUAUAUCGCCGCAAGCGAAUACCCCGCUGAUUUGUUAGGUCCCUUACUAAGCGAGCAUUCCCUACAAGUGCUACAAAUCGAAGCGAAAGCUAUCGCACACUGGACGGCGUGGCCAGAAGCUCAGCAUUACCAAGCCAAGAAUGAUUCGCCUCUAGCGCCCUGGAAUGUUUUCCCCUUAUGUUACUGCUUCCCUGCUACCAAUGUGCAAGCUAGACAAUGGAUUCACCAGACAUGUGCGUUGGUGCCAUUGACAGUGGAACUUCUUCGGAGACAUCUAGGCGAUGCCUUACGAACGGCGUUGUUUUCCCGGCUCGAUUCUGAAUCAGUCUUGGAACCACACACUGGUUGGGAAGACCUUGCGAAUCACGUAUACCGUGUGCACAUUCCUCUGAUCGUCCCAGAUGGAGAUCUUUGUGGUGCCUGGGUUGAUGGCUGCGUCGAAACUCACCGACGUGGGCGCCCCUUAAUAUUUGAUGAUUCCAAAACUCAUCGAGCCUUUAACUAUAGCUCGCAAGAGAGAAUUGUCCUAAUCAUUGAUUUGGCCCGUCCUUGCACUUUUCCUGAUGGCACUGCUAGGGGCGGACAUUCCGAAGAGCUUGACAAGUUUAUCGAACAAAUGGGAGUUUAGGGUCUACAAAGCGAGUCGAUAUCGCUUUGUGGUUUAUCUGUUCACAACAACUAGCGCCCUAGAAAGUUGUAGUGUAGCAAACAGUUCAAAAUAAUUGUUUGGAAGCAAUAGAUAGGUCGAACGGUUCCCCCAUGU
Messenger RNA from Phaeodactylum tricornutum CCAP 1055/1, 1833 nucleotides. RefSeq lists its product with no specific name. The record is from RefSeq and is a predicted model, not a curated record. The transcript has a single exon. Bases 133 to 1698 code for a protein of 521 amino acids. Lineage: Eukaryota; Bacillariophyta; Bacillariophyceae; Surirellales; Neidiaceae.